Molecule: messenger RNA, 2533 nt
Organism: Monodelphis domestica (gray short-tailed opossum)
Lineage: Eukaryota; Metazoa; Chordata; Mammalia; Didelphimorphia; Didelphidae
Source: RefSeq, a predicted model, not a curated record
AGGUUGGGGGUGACGCGGCCCUGCACCAAAAGGAGGGGUGCUGGGGGGAUGGAGGGAAGGAGCUGGACUCGAAGGGCGUUGACAAUGUAGAAAGGCUAAAACCAGGCCAGCCAUUGGACAAGACUCGCCGCACCGCCGCGAUAGAGAGGCUCGAGGCGGGUUGGGGACUGUGGGGGGCGGAGGUAGCCAGGGGAACAAGAUGGCGGCGUAGGAGUGAGCCGCAGUCCGAGUGGGCGGGAUGACGUCGUUACGGCAUCGAGGCCCCGCCUCCACGCUCUGCGCUUCUCUCAGCCUGUCACGUCAGCCCAGAACCGCAGCGGUGGCGGUGGCGACUGGGGCUGUAGCAGCAGCGGCAGCAGCGGCAGCAGUGGCAGCUACGCAGCGGCCACGGCUUUAGGUGGGGAGGCCACAGAGGCGGCAGUGGGGGCGGCGGGACCCGACAGCAGCUGUCCGGUCUACUACUGCAACCGGCGGCGCAAAAUCCGCGGAGCCCCAGAGGCCCGGGAGGAGGCGGCAAUCUGCGCAGCGGCGGCGGCGGCCAAGACCAAGACCAAGGCUAGGCCCAGUCCCGGCUCAGCUCGGCAGCUCGCGCCCAGUGGGUAAGGCCCAAAUCCGCGCCUAGCGACCCCAUCGCGACCGGUCCGCGGCCCUUUCCUUCCCUGCCCUCCCGCCGGUCACCAUCACCUCAGCGCCGCCCCGUCCCCGACCGCCCUGCAGGAUGGCGAGCAGCAUAGUCGGGGGCAAGUACGAGCUGCUGAGGAAGGUCGGGGCCGGCUCUUUCGGUGACAUCUACCUGGCCAUCAACAUCACCAAUGGCGAGGAGGUGGCGGUGAAGCUGGAGUCGCAGAAGGCCAAGCACCCGCAGCUGCUGUACGAGAGCAAGCUGUACAAGGUGCUGCAGGGAGGGGUGGGCAUCCCCCACAUGCGCUGGUACGGCCAGGAGAAGGACUACAACGUCCUCGUCAUGGACCUCCUGGGGCCCAGCCUGGAGGACCUGUUCAAUUUCUGCUCGCGCAGGUUCACCAUGAAAACCGUGCUCAUGCUGGCCGACCAGAUGAUCAGCAGGAUCGAGUACGUGCACACCAAGAACUUCAUCCACCGGGACAUUAAGCCCGACAAUUUCCUGAUGGGGAUUGGGGCUCACUGCAACAAGCUGUUCCUCAUUGACUUUGGACUGGCCAAAAAGUACCGCGACAACCGAACAAGGCAGCACAUUCCCUACAGGGAAGAUAAGAACCUCACUGGCACGGCCCGGUAUGCCAGCAUCAAUGCCCACCUGGGCAUCGAGCAGAGCCGACGAGAUGACAUGGAGUCCCUGGGCUAUGUGCUGAUGUAUUUCAACAAGAGCAGCCUGCCCUGGCAAGGCCUGAAGGCUGCCACCAAGAAGCAGAAGUACGAGAAGAUCAGUGAGAAGAAGAUGUCCACCCCCGUGGAGGUCCUGUGCCAGGGGUUCCCGGCAGAAUUCGCCAUGUAUCUCAACUACUGCCGUGGCCUUCGCUUCGAAGAGGCUCCUGAUUACAUGUACCUGAGGCAGCUGUUCCGCAUUCUUUUCCGAACUCUGAACCACCAGUACGACUACACUUUCGACUGGACAAUGUUAAAGCAGAAAAUGACCUAAAGGACUGCUCUGGUUAGCGGGUUCGGGUUAGCAGACCCCCAGAACCCCACAGAGAAACAUAUGAAGUAGAGCAGGUGAUCAGAGCCGAUCUUGUUACUCCCCCAGUGUAGACAUUUUAGUUCACAUGUACACUUGCCAGUGGUUGUGGGUAACCAUUUACUUGAUGUAAAGAUCCUAAUUUCAGUAUAAACUGGCUCUGGUCAACAUUGGUCCAACAUUCAGAGUUGUAGCUGCUGUGUUUGUGAAUAUUAACUGACAUAGUGAAACAUGAUGUUCAGUUUUCUAUUGCAUUUUUCCAGGAGAAAAGUUUAAAUGGUUGACACACAGGCAGUGGAGAGAAAUUGUGUAUAUGCCAAUUUUUUGUUACCUUCUGUUUUGAUCCAAUCCUAACCCUAAAUUGUGCUUUGAAAUCUUGUUUCAAAAGAAUGGCAUGAACAGUUUUCAACCAUGGUUGUGAUAAUUGUAAAUGCUACAAUUGUACACUUGUGAAGUUUUGUUUUGUUUCUUCCUCCCUGGGGUUUGACUGUUGUAAACUUAAACAUUCUUAAAUUUGUUGGCUUCUGUGUGCAAGGCAGCUGACAAGGCAGUAACCAAAGAUUCCAGUUUUUAAGCAUCUGAAAGACUCUGCCUGCUUAAUGUGCUAGAUAUAACAUCAUCUAAGUGAAGACUUAAGAAAACCUUAGUGACGACUACUAGAUUAUCUGUAGUGCUCUGCAUUAACUAUAAUGUUCUUGAUAUUCAAACAGAAAAAUAGCCUAUUUGUCACAAAUUUUGUUAACAUCUUAUGAAUCUGUAUGUAAGUUGCUUAUAUAAAUGUAAUCCCUGUAAACAUCUCUAUGACCCAGAAUUUUGUUUUUAUGUUGAAAUGAAUUGUUUUGUUCAUUAAAAACUAAAAUUGAUUAUGUUUAAAAAAAA